AUGACUCCGUCGCCCGUCUCGCCUAGCAUUGUGGGCUCUCCCCGAAGCACGACCUCCAUAUUGACCCCGACUCGGAAGGUUCAGGCUGUACUCGCGCAGUUCAGCGACUCCGAGUCUGACGACAAUGCAACAACUUGUCCACAAAACGCCAACGACAGUGUUGUCUCCGAAUUCCAUGAUGUAGCGGAGGGGGCGAAGCCAACGGAAUCCCUAGACGAGUCAGAGGACGAGGACAUCCUAGUCCCCCGCCGGCUCCCAGCCCCUAGGCAAACAAAUACUGCUACACCUGAUCGACCGCAGCAUCACGACCGCAACAAUGCUCUGGAGAGUGUCUUGGGAGAGGAGGGCGGUAAAGACGAUAGGUUGUUUAACGACUCAGAAGAGGAUGGGUCCCGGGCACUGCACAAUACCACCAACCUCGAGGCAUCCAAGUCUGGAUCCCGAUCUCCUUCACCCUUGUUCUUCCCUUCACCCGACGGCCACAAGUCGAAGUUUCUUGCUCUUGUCGAGAAGCAUAGAAAACAACGGCAAGAGAAGGAGGCACUAGAAGCUGAAAAGCGUGCCCUGCAACUGCAAAGCCGGAAAGCCGAAAAGCAGGGACGACGGAAACCGCGUGGAUCCAGUCCUGCGGAUGACACCGAAGAAGAUAGCGAUUUAUCGGAAGGGACCGGGGGAAUAAAAUUGUCAAAGCAAGUGCGUCCUACCCGCAAGGCGAGCAAGAAAGCCCUUGAAGAGAUGAAUCGAGAGACUCAACGGAUUAGUCGAAAUAUGCAACUUGCACAUCAGGCACGUACCAAGAAGAAGAUCAGCAAGGACAGCUUGUUGGCCCGGUUCAAUUUUCCUGUGGCACCUUCAAGGGCUGAACCAGACCACGAGCUCUCCGCUACAAGCAGUUCCAGGGCGCCAUCAGAGGACGAAGCCGAGAAAAGCAACAACACUCCACCCACAAGCCCGCCCGCAGAUGUUGUCAACCCGAAGCUAUACAAGGGCAAAGAGCGGGCCCUUUCGUUGGAACCCCUCGAAGAAGUGGUGCGCACUAGUUCAAGAACGAUCCCUGGCUCUAACGAAAUCGGCGAGCAGCCACUGAAACCCUCCGUCAAGCCGUUCAAAGAGCCAGGAAAAUCCAGAUUUCUCUCUCUUCAAGCAAUUGAGUCCGAUGACGACGGGUCUGGUUCAGAUCUGGAGGUCAUUACAUCCCGAGCCGAUAAGCGCAAAUACGCUGUAUUUGAACACCUGCGAGCUCGAAAUGCCAAAGAGGCUCCCUCGCAUAUAGCACUACGAUCGCUUGCGAAUCUGAUGAAGGACGAUCGUAAGCGCACUGGUAGUGGGGCGGAAGUGGAAGCGCAUUUGCGAAGAUUGGCUCGCGAACAAGCACAACAGGAGAAACAACGCAGACUUGACGAGUUGAUGGCGAAAGGGGUGGUCAUCCAAACCGCGGAAGAGCGUGAGAGAGAGCAACAGGAAGUGGAGGAUCUGCUUGAGCGGGCACGACAAGAGGCGGCCGAAAUCCAGAGGCGAGAAAAGGUUGCGGCGAAGAAGGAGGGCAAGUACACCAAGGACGACCUGGAUGAUGAAGAGGAAAGUGACGAGGAAGACUUCGCCGUCGAAGAUGAUGAUGGGGAUAACGAGGACUCGGCGGAAGACGACGAGGACGAUGUGGAAGACGCUGAGGAUGAAGAACCCGAUGAGAUUGAAGGGGAUGGACAGGAUGGGGGCAACUUUCUUGACAAUGAAGCGGAUGAAGGUGUUUCGGCCGAGUCGUCGUCUGCAGAAAGUGCAGCUGAGAUUGACGACGAAGCCUCGGACGAUGCAGCUGAGGACGUGCAACCGCUUAACUUGGUCCCACGAAAAUCCCGCCUAAACCGAGUUGUUAGUGACGAUGAGGAGGGUCAUGAAGACCGGCCGCCAUCUCCAGAACUUCCCGCACCUGCGAAGACUCCCCAAACUUUGACUCGCUCGGCGCGAAAGCAGAUCCCCGGCCUGCAGAUGUCGGACGACCUGCCCAUCGGCCUGACGCAAGCCUUCGACGCUACCAUGGCAGAUUCACAGACUCAGGAGUCGCCGCUCACCAAAGAUCAGGACAGCCUCCAGAUGAGCGCGGAUCUCCCAUCACCCAAUAUCGCCAUGGUGCCCAAGCUUUAUCGGCUCGAUUCAAUUGACGUGAUCACCGACAGCCAGCCCGCAUCUCAGACGCAGCCGCUGAAUGUGAACCUCUCAUUCUCUCAUUCAGACAUCGUCCCACAGUCACCUGCCAUACGCUCAGCGGUCGAUGGGAUGGACAUGACCCCGUCACAGCCACAUUUUGAGCCAACGCAGGACGGUGGAUAUGUCCUAAGCCCGUUUGUGGGCAACCGCUUCGCGACCCAGACUCCUCGACACCCUCUGCCACACUCCAGUGUGGACACUGUCAUCUUAGCCAAUGGUCUGCAAGAUAGCCCUAGCAUGCAGAGAAAGAGCAGACUUAGACGCGGCCGUGCCACUAUGGAUGACUCGGAUGACGAAAAAACUGACCCGAAAGACUCUUCAGCUUUCGAUGUGAUGCAGCGCGCUGCCGCCAAGCAGUCUCGGGAAGCAUUUGACAAGCAGAAGUCACGAGCACGUGAAGCAGUGGAUGAUGCUGCAGAAGAGUCCGAAGAUGAAUAUGCUGGCCUCGGUGGAGCGAGCGAUGACGAGCUAAACGAUGAGGAAAAUGAGGAUGAUCGAAGAAUGAUUGAUGAAGACACGCAGGUUGGAGUGGGAGAUGCAGCCAAACUGGCCAAGCUCUUCGCGGAUCGGGAACGCCAGCAGGAUGAGGCUGCCGUUUCUAAACUCUUGAAAGACAUCACGACCGGUGCAUUGCGGCGGAAGCGUGGUAACGAUGAACUGGACCUCUCGGAUGAGGAAGAUGCCUUGAUGCGACGUAGAGAAGCGAAGAGAAGAGAGUUCGCCAAGAUGCGCCGCGAGUUGCUAAAGGACGAAGCUGUGGGAAAGAUUGCUGAAGAUAAGAAGAAAGAAGCCUUUCUCCGGAGUAUCGAAGACCGGCCGAACAGUGACGACGACGACGAAUUUGAACGCCCAGAAACCCAGCCCGAGGAGGGCUCGCAAGAAACGGAUAGCCAGAACACGCAGUCGAGGCAAAGGGCCGAGGGCAACACGUUUCAGCAAUCGAGCGACACGGCUAGCCAUCCGCUUAAGGCCACAGGAGCAUCCAAGCUAAACCAAGGCCUACACACGGGUCGUCGGAACGGCAUACAUGUCAACAAAAGACCAGGAACUUUGGCUGAGAUCCGCGAAUCCGUCUCGUUCCUCAUUGAGGAGCCGGCCUCUCAAGCAGGAACAGUUGAUCUCGGCCUCUCGGACUCAGAUGACGACGCGGAAGCGUAUGUUGACCUCGAUCGCCAUCUCCAAGCUGCGGAAGCAGACGAGAACGCCGCAGAUGCAGAUGAUCUCGGCGACUUCAUCGUGGACGACAACGACGACGGCCAAGCCGAGCAAGAAAGGACGUUCAAGAAGCCCGCCCUGCCCACCUCCGGCUCUCGCGCGCCUUUCUCAGACCGCCGCACCAAGGAACGAGUCAACGUCGUCAAUCGUUUAAGCAUGCUCCGUCAGCAGUCUUCCUCUGGCUCUUCCAGUACCACGAAAAUGGCAUUCUACACGUCGACAUCUUCUGCCAACAGCUCCUUCAGCAAAGUGCCGGGGCUCUUACGACGUGCAACCACGAAUUCAAGCUUGGGAAGCAUGGCGGGCAGAGACGAGAAUGUGUCAGCGACGGGAGUCGUCACGAACAAGACGGAGCGUGGGAAAGCCAGUGACGAAAAGACGUUUGUUCGGAAAGGAACGGGCGGAAGGAGGAACGCGGUCAAUUAUAGGCCGACGAUGAGAGAGGAGAAGAUGUCUCAGCGAGCUGGGGUAGCGAAGCAAGCGGCGGCAAAGGCGAAAAAAGGGGGAUUCUUGGGUGGCUUGUUCAAUGGCGGGAGCUGGAAUUGA
This is a messenger RNA of Cladophialophora yegresii CBS 114405, 3966 nucleotides long. RefSeq lists its product as uncharacterized. Gene Ontology annotation, biological process: mitotic DNA replication checkpoint signaling; activation of protein kinase activity; mitotic G2 DNA damage checkpoint signaling. The transcript has a single exon. Lineage: Eukaryota; Fungi; Ascomycota; Eurotiomycetes; Chaetothyriales; Herpotrichiellaceae. Gene Ontology annotation, molecular function: anaphase-promoting complex binding. The record is from RefSeq and is a predicted model, not a curated record. Bases 1 to 3966 code for a protein of 1321 amino acids.